CCCUUCCCUUCACGACCGAGCCGGAGCCGGGGAAGGCGCCUCCGCAACUCCUCCUGCCCCGCCGGUGCCGCCCGCCGCCCGCAGCAUGAUCUGGAAAACUCUCCCGUUGCUCUGCGCCCUGCUGGCCGCCGCCCGCCUGCGAGCCGAGGAAGAGCCAAGGAGCAAAUCUAAGAUCUGUGCCAAUGUUUUCUGUGGAGCUGGGCGUGAGUGUGCAGUGACAGAGAAGGGAGAGCCAACCUGCCUCUGCAUUGAGAAAUGCAAACCUCACAAGAGGCCUGUGUGCGGGAGCAAUGGCAAGACGUACCUGAACCACUGUGAGCUGCACCGUGACGCCUGCCUCACCGGCUCCAAGAUCCAGGUGGAUUACGAUGGCCACUGCAAAGAGAAGAAGUCUGAGAAUCCAGCUGCAAGUCCAGUUGUCUGCUACCAGUCGGACAGGGACGAGCUUCGUCGCCGGGUCAUCCAGUGGCUGGAAGCUGAGAUUAUCCCAGAUGGGUGGUUCUCCAAGGGCAGUAACUACAGUGAAGUCCUGGAUAAAUAUUUCAAGAGCUUUGAUGAUGGUGAUUCUCGCUUGGACUCCACUGAAUUCCUGAAAUUUGUGGAGCAGAAUGAGACUGCCAUCAACAUCACCACCUACAUGGACCAGGAGACAAACAAGUUGCUCAGGGGACUCUGCGUAGAUGCCCUCAUCGAGCUGUCAGAUGAAAAUGCUGACUGGAAGCUCAGCUUCAAUGAAUUUCUCAAGUGCCUCAGCCCAUCCUUCAACCCACCUGAGAAAAAGUGUGCCCUGGAAGAUGAGACCUAUGAGGACGGAGCAGAGACUGAGGUGGAGUGCAACCGCUGCGUCUGUGCCUGUGGAAACUGGGUGUGCACCGCAAUGACAUGCGAGGGGAGGAAUGAAAAGGUGCCUGCUCAGAGACACCGACCUGAUCAAGAUUUGACUGAGGAGGAGAUGGCCAGAUAUGUUGAAGAACUGCAGAAGCAUCAGGAGACGGCUGAGAAGACCAAGAGAAUGAGCGCCAAGGAGAUGUAAGGGGCCUCCACAGAGGAGGAGCCCAGGAGGACGGGCCCAACCUGCCACCCUGUCCUCCAGUGCUGAUCUCAGUAUGCACAAGUGUCUGCUACAGUUGCCCAGUCACAGAUAUUUACAUGUAUAGCGAUGGGUUAUUUGUUUUGUAAUACACAAAGAAUGGGGCCAGGAUAGGGGAGCAGAGCCCACCUGUUCAGGGAGCUUCAUUGCUGGGACCUUGGAAGGCUGGGAGGGACUUAGAGCAGCCUCUGGGACCCUUUCCCAGAGCAGACCACUGCUCCCUCCAAGAACUAACAGGGAUUUCUCGUUCCCCUGGAUCUGGGGAAAGGAUGGAGGUCAAUGCUGGAUAGAAAAGGGGGUCUUCAGUAAAUACAGUUGUCAGCACCAGCCUUGGCUGCAGAAAUACAGGCCUGGCAGUUUUGUGGCUGAACACGUGUGCUGCAGGGCAUCAUUAUCCAAGGACUUUACCCUUUGCUUCGAGCUCCUCAAAGCUGGUCUGCCUGGUGUGACACCUGGGAGAUGCGGUGCCAUGCUGCUGGCAUGAGUCCAGCACAUUCCUCCUUGCUUUCCACCAGACUGUCCCCAGCAGCUCCUCCAGUACAUUGUGGGCUCCAACACAACAUGGUUCCUUUUGACCUCGUCUCACUCUUACUCUCCCUGCCCCCUCCUUAGAGGUGCUAUCGUAUUUUUUUCUUAUCACAUUCACAUGCUGACUCCCCCUUUUUUUUUUUUUUUUU
Pseudopodoces humilis (Tibetan ground-tit) is the source of this 1767-nucleotide messenger RNA. It is a transcript of the gene FSTL1, whose product is annotated as follistatin like 1. Gene Ontology annotation, molecular function: calcium ion binding; protein binding. The record is from RefSeq and is a predicted model, not a curated record. NCBI's taxonomy places the organism in Eukaryota, Metazoa, Chordata, Aves, Passeriformes, Paridae. Gene Ontology annotation, biological process: multicellular organism development; regulation of BMP signaling pathway; cell differentiation. Gene Ontology annotation, cellular component: extracellular region.